UGCCACCGUAGAUUUUAUUUUAGGUUAUGUUAGAUUUAAAAGCGAUUUUAUUUAAAAUAAACACAAAAAAAUGUUGUCGAGGAAUUUAGCGAAUGCUACUAAGUUAGCACUUAAUGGCUCUAGUUCUAAAACUAUUCGUGCAAUUACUAUUAGACAAAGGUCUUAUACGCCUAUGAAUACGGUUGUAAUGUUUGUUCCUCAACAAGAAGCAUGGAUAGUGGAGAGAAUGGGCAAAUUUCACAGAAUCUUAGAACCAGGGUUAAACGUGCUAAUUCCUAUAGCAGACAGAGUUAAAUACGUGCAAAGCCUUAAAGAAAUAGCGGUCGACAUUCCUAAACAGAGUGCUAUAACAUUGGAUAAUGUUACGUUAAGUAUUGAUGGUGUAUUAUAUCUUCGAAUAAUAGACCCUUAUUUAGCAAGUUAUGGGGUUGAAGACCCAGAAUUCGCCAUCACACAACUAGCACAAACCACAAUGAGAUCCGAAUUAGGUAAAAUAUCACUUGAUAAAGUGUUUAGAGAGCGUGAAAACCUAAAUAUUCAAAUAGUUGAAUCAAUUAACAAAGCUAGCGAAGCUUGGGGUAUGACAUGCUUACGUUACGAAAUUAGGGACAUAAAACUACCAAAUCGAGUACAUGAAGCCAUGCAGAUGCAGGUUGAAGCAGAAAGAAAAAAACGUGCAGCCAUUCUUGAAUCUGAGGGUGUACGUGAAGCUGAAAUUAAUGUAGCUGAAGGUAAAAGGAAGGCCAGAAUAUUGGCUUCAGAAGCUGAUAGACAAGAACAGAUAAACAAAGCCACUGGCGAAGCUGCAGCUAUUUUGGCUGUGGCUGAUGCUAGAGCAGGUGGUUUAAAGAAGGUUGCUGAAGCAUUGGGAAACAAUUUGGGGCCCAAUGCGGCUUCCUUGACCAUUGCAGAGCAGUAUGUUAGUGCUUUUAAUAAACUGGCUAGGACAAAUAACACUUUGAUAUUGCCUGCUAACGCUGGUGAUGUUAGUUCCUUGGUUACUCAGGCUAUGGCUAUUUAUGGUUCCAUUAUGAAGAAUCAGCAGCCUACAGAUAACUACCAGACAGUUAAGAAGUUGUACACUCCACUUCCAAAUGCCAAGGAUGAUUUGGAGGAAUUUUUUAGUGAUGAAGAAGAUUUAAAAAAGCACAAAGAAAAAAUGGAGAACAUGACUCAGCCAGAAAAAUAAUGUGUCAACUUGUCAACCAAAUGGGUUCUUUGCAUUUUAUUGUGAUUAUUUAUAAAUUAUGUUGUAUAUAAAUUGUUAUUAUUAAAUAAUACAACAGGAAUACAAUUAAAAUUAAUGUAAAAAUUAUUUGAACGAAAAUAAACGAAUUUAAAAAAGU
This is a messenger RNA of Brassicogethes aeneus, 1346 nucleotides long. The record is from the annotation of a GenBank genome assembly. NCBI's taxonomy places the organism in Eukaryota, Metazoa, Arthropoda, Insecta, Coleoptera, Nitidulidae.